AUGGCCAAAAACCACCCUCUAAAUAAACAAGAAGAAGAAAACUUACUAGGGUUUAAGAGGUUUUUCAAAAGAGAAAAACGGCUAGGGUUUUUCUAUUUUGCAAUCUUUAAUGUUUAUUUGAAAAAACAUUACAGACAAAAUUCGCCAUUUUGGAGUCGACUUUACCCCCCAGCCGGACCUGACCAGCAGAACCGGCCAAGGAGCGAUACUGAAGAGCCAGCCGGACCUACCAGCCGGACCUGCCCAGUAGAACCGUCUGGAGGAGUUGCAUUUUUAGCUAUCAAGAUUUUGAUGCUAUUGAGACGAUCAAAAAGUCUUAAUAACGAAGAAAUACUUGAGCUGAAUACAGAGAUUGAACGAACGUGCCGUGCAAAUAGAGCGAGAAGAAGACAAGAAAGAGCUGAAAACAUGGACGAACUAGCUAAUCCCAAUCAAGCACAAAGGUUACGUGAUAUUCAAAGGCCCACGGUUACUGCUAACCCGUCAUGUAUCCGUUUGAGUGAAGCAGCAAGGAACUAUGAGCUCAAAACUUUCCAUCUCAAUAUGCUGCCUCAGUUUAAUGGAACGGCUACUGAAGACUCACUAGCCUUUAUCAGAGAUUUCUAUGGUAUUGUGCAGACUUUACCGCUGAACAAUCUCAAUGAGGAUGAGCUAAGGACGAGGUGUUUUCCUCAUUGUCUGAAAGGAGACGCGAGACAGUGGCUGUUGAACCAGCCAGAAGGUGUUUUUCUCACAUGGGAGGAUGUCUACAAUGAAUUCAUGCUGAGGUUCUACUCACCACAAAAGACCAUGGAUCUCAGGGCAAAAAUUUGCAACUUUGUGCAACGAGAUCCAGAAUCUUUUCAUGAAGCAUGGGAAAGGUUUAAGCUGCUCUUAACUCAAUGCCCUCAUCACCAAGUGCCAGAGAAUUUGCUGACUCAGUUUUUCUAUGAUGGCCUGAACGUUAAUUGUCAAACGCUAGUUGACACAGCUUCUGGAGGUUACUAUGGAGAUACCACAGCUGCAGAACUCAUGAAAACCUAUGAGAAAUUGGCAAUGAAUUCAAGGCAGAAGGCAAUCAGAGGAAAAAGGGCAGGAAUAUAUGAAAUCAACUCUCAUUCUGAUCUCUCAGCACAAAUGGCUGAUUUAACCAAGCAAGUCAAGAUGCUUGUAGACAGAGAUACUUCCAAUCAAGAGUCAUGCGCCUUUUGUGGGAUGUUUGGACACAAUGCAAAUGUGUGCGCAAACAUUGGAUCGACACCACCAAACAGCGAGGAAGCAAAUUUCAUGGGAGCCUUCCAGGGUAGACAAGUCAAGAAUGAUCCUUUCUCAAACACUUAUAACCCUGGAUGGCACAACCACCCAAAUUCCUCAUGGAGGGAUCAAGGAGCGAAUAGGCAAGCACCACCUCCGGGAUUUCAGCAACAAAGACAAGUUCUCCCACCUCAACAACAGAAUAUUCCAGACAGGAAACUGUCGGUAGAAGAGAUGUUAUCUCAGUUCUUAGCGACUCAAGAUACCACUAUUAAGAAGAUGGAUGCGAAAAUUGACCAGUUGGCACAGUCAAGUCAAGCAUCAAUUCACAAAUUAGAGUUGCAGCUGGGCCAAUUGGCACGAACUGUUGCUGAACGUGAACAAGGAAAACUCCCUAGUAAUACUGAGAAUAAUCCAAGAGAGGUGGUUAUGUCCAUCAGUCUAAGAAGCGAAACUCGGGCAGGAGAUGAAAGCAAAGGCAGGAAAGUAAUUGAGAUUGUCGACGACAGAGACGACAAGGAAGAGAGUGAGCACGAUGCAAAGCAAGGGAAUGAUCUUGAUAAUGAAGUGGUGGCUGAUCCUUCAGUCAAACCUUAUGUUCCACCUAUUCCAUAUCCACAAAGGCUUAAGAAGAAAAAUACUAGCAAUAAUUUUCAGCACUUUCUUAAUGCCUUUAAAAAGAUUGAGCUUAAUAUUCCUAUUUUGCAGGCCCUUGCUAAGAUGCCUUCCUAUGCCAAGUUCUUAAAAGAACUAGUUUCCAACAAGAGCAAGCUAGAGGAGUACGCCACCGUAGCUUUAACUGAAGAAUGCAGUGCCAUACUUCAAAAGAAGCUACCACCUAAGCUUAAGGACCCAGGAAGUUUUUCUAUUCCUUGUGUUAUUGGUGAUACUACUAUCUCUAAAUGUUUGUGUGAUCUUGGUGCUAGUGUAAAUAUUAUGCCUGCAUCCCUUUAUAAGAAACUUGGCAUGAAAGAAAUGAAACCCACUACUGUGUCUCUACAAUUGGCUGAUCGAUCAAUUAAAUACCCUUUAGGCAUUGUAGAAGACUUAUUUGUGCGGGUGGGCAAGUUUUAUUUUCCUGCAGAUUUUCUUGUCUUAGAAACAGAGGAUGAAAAUGAUAUAUCUAUGAUUUUAGGUAGACCAUUUUUAGCUACAGGAGGUGUGUUGAUUGAUGUUGUUAAAGGUAAGCUUACCUUUAGGAUGGGGAGUGAAAAAGAAGAAUUUAAUAUUCUUAAAGCCAUGAAACACCCAUUACUUGAUGAUUCUUGUUUUAGUAUCGAUAUUAUUGACCAUGCUGUUUCACAUAUUGUUGAACAGGAAUCGUUCAAGGAGUCAUUAGAAGCGUGUCAAUGA
Messenger RNA from Mercurialis annua (annual mercury), 2586 nucleotides. RefSeq lists its product as uncharacterized. Bases 1 to 2586 code for a protein of 861 amino acids. Lineage: Eukaryota; Viridiplantae; Streptophyta; Magnoliopsida; Malpighiales; Euphorbiaceae. The record is from RefSeq and is a predicted model, not a curated record. The transcript is spliced from 4 exons.